Plasmodium gallinaceum is the source of this 5796-nucleotide messenger RNA. RefSeq names its product surface-associated interspersed protein (SURFIN). Lineage: Eukaryota; Apicomplexa; Aconoidasida; Haemosporida; Plasmodiidae. The transcript has 2 exons. The coding region runs from base 1 to 5796 and encodes 1931 amino acids. The record is from RefSeq and is a predicted model, not a curated record.
AUGAGAAGAAACUCUACAAUAAAAAAUGCAAGAUUAUUAUCACAAUCAGAAGAAAUUCCCUGCAUAUCAAAUCAAAUAAAUGCAACAGAAAGCAUUGCUAAUUUAUCCGAUGAUACAAUUCCUCUCAAGACAGAAAUUCAAACAUUUAUGAAUGAUACUUAUAAUGAAUUUGAAUUUUAUCUUCAAGAUGGUAAAAUUACUAAUUCCACAGAAAAAUGUCAAAAGGUGUCUACAUACAUAGAUUGGAGAGGCAUGGAUUAUGUUAAUUUGCUAUUGAGUAAAAAAAAAAAUUAUAAUAUCUCAUGCCUCGUUGAAGAUUGGAAUAAAAAACAAAAUUCUUUUGAAACACAUAUACUUACAGAAACAAAUUCAACAUGUAAUAUUGGAAAGUUUCAUUAUUGUCCUCUUUUAAAUAAAAAUAAUAACUGCACUAUCCCUUAUGAAAAUAAAGAUCUACCAAUAAGCACAUCAUUAACAUACAAUGAACUCAAUGAAGAUAUUUAUUUUAAUAAUAAAACUCAAAUUAUUGAGCAAAGACAGCAUAAGUUUCACAAUGUUACUUAUGGUAUAUCUGAUUACUAUUUCAAUGCAUAUGAUAAAGAUAGAUCUAAACUUAAUUGUGCAAAGUGGAGCAUGUAUAUAUAUAAGAGAGGGAAGCUAUAUGUUAAUAUGAUGACAAAUGAAAUUAAUUCCGAUGAACCUUAUGUACAAGAUUCUAUUAAUACAUGGAAUACUUUUAGUGGGAAUUUGGAAGCUUAUACAUUAGAUCAGACAAGUAAUCAAUGUAAUAUGACAGAGUUAAUUCAUAAAAUUAAAGGGAGAGAAAGUUCAAAUAAUCCAUAUGAUUUAGCAUGGGUUCAUUCAGAUAACAAUAUUAAUGGAUCUAAUCAAACUUCAGGUGUUGCAACUCCAUUACCAGAUAACUUGCAAUCUAUAAAUGGAAUUCACAAUGUUUCAUAUAAUGUUGCUGCAACGAAUUCAACAGAUAACAAUACAGGUAUAUUUAGUAGUUUAAAUAAUAAUAAAACUACAAAUACACCCUUAAGUAUUACUAUAAAGCCAUCAACAGCAGAUGACCAAUCUGCACUACAAGCUAUAACCACAACUUCUUCAAAAGUUAUAACACAAUCUAAUUUAUUAUCCACAGAUACUACACCUCAAAAUAACUCAUAUACAAUUGAAUCUUCACCUUCAGAUUCUACUAUAAGUACCAAGGGAUCUUCUGUAAGUGAUAAUACACAUUUUUCAGAAAAUAGCACUAAACCUACAGUUAGUAUUCAGCCUUCUCCGGAUAGUACAACGUUUUUCGAAACUGAGCAUGGACUUUCACCUACUAAAAAUAUCAAUGAAACUAAUGAAAAUUGUACUACAUCACGUUCUUUAAAUAAAUCAUUACCUAAUGCAGAUAGCUAUACAAGUUCUCCUGCUAUUAUUGCUUCACCAUCUACAAAUGACUCUGAAUCUCAUUUAACAGAUAACACUAUUCAUUCUCCAACUAGUCCUAAUGUUUCCAAAAUUAGUAGUACAUUUCCUACAUCCUUAUCUCCUUCGGAAGCUACAUCUUCUUCUAAUGACACUACAUCUUUUCCAUAUAGUUCUACACCUCAUACGACUGUACCUACUCCUAAAAAUAAAACUGAAUUUUUCACAAAUAAAUCUAUAUUUUCAAAUAAUACAACUGCACAUUCUGUUACCCCAUCUAAAUCAUUAUCAUUUCCAGUUGCAAAUCCACCUCCUAGCACAAUAAUUGAUUCUCCUAUAACACAUAGUGGUAUAGCAUCAUUGGAAACAAAUAAUCCCAUAACACAAAAUCUACAAAAUACACCAGCCUCUUUCAUACAAGAUAGGCAAAUUAUACCUUUAAAUACAACUCAAAAUAGUACAAUAGGAAAUAAUGUAAUUGCCAUUCCUUCAAGUACCGCUUUUUUAAAUAAAUCUACCUUGCAACCCCCAAUGAAAAAUAAUAAUGAAGUUACACCUACAGUUAAACCUACAGGAAAUGUGUUAAUAACAAUCGCUCCAAUAGGUAUAAUCCUUUUAGGUAUUAUUCUCCUAUUAAUUCUCAUCUACAGAUGCACUCCUAUUGGAUCUUGGUUACGCAAUCGUAGAUCAAAAAAAAAAAAAGUAAAAAAAAAGAUUAAGAAAAUUUCAAAGGAACCAAUACUAAUGUCAAGUGAUUUAAAGAAUGAACCAAUAAAUAGUGGAAAAUAUUCGUUGUUGCACCAAGAAAAUCAUUUACCACUAUGUGAGAUUAGUUUUGAAAGUGAACAAAAUUUGAAAUAUAGACAGACUAAAAAAUUCAAGAAAAGUGAAUAUAAACACACUGGUGAAAUUGUAGAAUUAUCAAUGUUAAAAAAUGAACUUCCAAUAAAAGAAGAUAAAUUAAAUGAAGGUGAUCCUAAAAAUGAAAUUGAAGAAGAUGAAUUGGAUGUAAAUAAAUGUACAAAUAAAAUUAGAAAAAAAAAAUCAAUUAAAAAUGGAUUAGCAAAAGAUUCAGUUCAUGUUGUAGGAUAUUGUUGGAAUAAUACAUUAAAUGAUGAAGAAAUAAAUGUAAAAACUGAAAAUUCUAUGUAUGAAAAGGAAAUUAAAAAUUCAGACAAUCAAAUGUCAAUCAAGAGUGAAGUUUGCAACUGGAAUACAAGGAAAAAUGCAUAUAUUAUAACAUUACUAGAGCAUAAAAAAGAAGAAUGGCAAUUGAUUAAAAAUGAAUUUUUAAGAAUUUGCAUAGAAGUGUUUGAGAAAGACGAAAAAACUACUUAUCUAAAAGAAUCUGGCAAUAAUUUAAUAAAGGAAAGAGAAGAAGGAAAUAGUAUAAUUGUGACAGAAAAAAAUAGCAGUAUCCUAGAUAAAUGGAAAAAAGAAGAAUGGUUCAUUAAUUUAAAAAAAGAAUGGAAGAAUGAAGAAGAAAAACUUUUAGAAUAUUUAGAAGAAUAUGAAAUUGAAAAUUUAACAGUAGAAGGAAUAAGUAAUCUAAUGUUAGAAAAAAAAAAAAAGGCAUGGAGGAAGUGGUUAGAAAAGCAAAAAGAACAUUUAAAUGAAUAUAAAAAGCAGGAUUGGUUUAUGAAGUUAUUGGACGAAUAUGAAAAGGUUGGAAUUUAUAAAAAUAUAAUGGAUGAAAAAAUUGAAAAAAUAAGUGUAAAAAUACAAGAGAAUGAAAUAAAUAAUGAAAUAGAUAAAGAUGAAAUGAAGAAAAAAUUGACACAAAAAAUGUUAAUAGAUAUAUAUAUGAUGGUAUUAGAGGAAUGUAAAAAGGAAGAAUUGGAAAGAGAAAAAGAUGAAUUAUUUAAAACAAACACAGAAAGAUUAGGAAUACAAAGAAAUUUAGAUGAAGAAGUAAAUAUAUUAAAAAAUAUAGAAGAAGAAAGAAGUUGGAAUUGUUUAUUAGAAAAAAAAAAAGAGGAUAUAGAAAAAUGGAAAAGAGAAAAAUGGUUUGUAGAGCUAAUGCUAGAAUGGAAUGAUAACGAACAGAAAUAUUUAGAAGAAUUAAAUAAAAAAAUGCUGGAAAAAAAAAAUCAGGAAAGAUUAACAAAUAUUGCUUUAGAAAGGCAGAAAAUUUUAUGGAAAAAACAUUGGGAUGAUAUUCGUAAAAAGUGGAUAGAAAAUGAUAACAAAGAAGAAUGGUUUACAAAAUUGGUUGAUGAAGUUGAAAGUAAAGAGAAUGAAUAUAGAAGUGAAAUUACUAAAAAGAAUAUAGAAAAGAAAGAGGAAAAUAUAGAAAGAUUUGAGCCAAUAGUAGAGAUCAAUAGAAAAGGAAAAGAAAAAAUAAGGAAAUAUGAAAAGGGUUAUCUAGAAGAUACAGACGAAAAGAUUAAUUCUAUAAUGAUGAAAAAAAAAUUAAUGUGGAAGACUAUAGUAGAAAUACAUAUGAUUGUAUUAGAGGAAUGUAAAAAAGAGGAGUGGAUGUUGAAUAGAGGAAAAUUUUUAGAAUCCUGCUUAGAAGAAUUUAAAAAAGAAGAAAAAGAAAAAUAUCCAAAAAUAAUAGAAAACGAUUUAGUAAUGAUAAGUAAAGGGGAAGAUGAUAUUAGUUCAAUAAUGAUAGAGAAACAAAAACGUCUAUGGAAAAAAUGGGUAGAAAGAAAUAAUAGUAUGCUAAAGAAAUGGAAAAGAGAAGAAUGGUUUAUUAAUUUAAAAAAAGAAUGGGAAAAUGAACAAAAAAGUUACGGAGAAACAAUAAAUGAAUCAGAAAUAAUACAGAUUAAUGCAGGAGAAAAUCUUAUGUUAGAAAAACAAAAGAAAAUAUGGAAACAAUGGCUAAAAAAACAAAGAAUGUGGUUUAUAGAACAUAGUGAGGACAAAUGGUUUAAUGAUUUGUUAGAUGAAUAUAAAAAAGAGGAAGAAUAUGAGAAAGAAUUAACUAUAAGUGAUGUGAAGAAAAUAAAGGAAAUUCAUAAAAAUAUAAAGGAGUUAGAACAAGAAAAAAGUGAGGAAAUAGAGAAAUCUAGAAAAAAGAAAAAGUUGAUACAAAAAGUGUUAAUAGAAAUACAUAUGAUGGUAUUAGAGGAAUGUAAAAAAGAAGAGAUGAAAGAAGAAAUAGAAGGUUUUUUUAAUAUAAUUAGGAAUGAAAUGAAAAUACAAGAAAAUUUACAUGAAGAAUUAAAUAUAUUAGAAAAAAUAAAAGAAGAAAGAAAUUGGAAUUCUUUAUUAGAAAAAAAAAAAGAGGAUAUAGAAAUAUGGAAAAGAGAAAAAUGGUUUGUAGAGUUAAUGUUAGAAUGGAAAUAUAACGAACAGAAAAAUAUAGAAGAAUUAAGCAAUAAAAUGUUGGAAAAAAAAAAUGAAGAAAGAAUAACAAAUAUUGCUUUAGAAAGGCAGAAAAUUAUAUUGAAAAAACAUUGGGAAGAUAUUCGUAAAAAAUGGAUAGAAAGUGAUAACAAAGAAGAAUGGUUUACAAAAUUGGUUGAUGAAGUUGAAAGUAAAGAGAAUGAAUAUAGAAGUGAAAUUACUAAAAAGAAUAUAGAAAAGAAAGAGGAAAAUACAGAAAGAUUUGAGCCAAUAGUAGAGAUCAAUAGAAAAGGAAAAGAAAAAAUAAGGAAAUAUGAAAAGACUCAUCUAGAAGAUAUAGAUGAAAAUAUUAAUUCAAUAAUAAACAAAAAAAAAAUAAAGUGGAAGACUAUAGUAGAAAUACACAUGAUUGUAUUAGAAGAAUGUAAAAAAGAGGAGUGGUUUCUUAAUAGAGGAAAUUUUUUAGAAGCCUGUUUAGAGGAAUUUAAAAAAGAAGAAAAAGAAAAAUAUCCAAAAAUAAUAGAAAAUGAUUUAGUAAUGAUAAGUAAAAGGGAAGAUGAUAUUAGUUCAAUAAUGAUAGAGAAGCAAAAACUUGUAUGGAAAAAAUGGUUAGACAGAAAUAAAAGUAUGUUAAAGAAAUGGAAAAAAGAAGAAUGGUUUAUUAAUUUGAAAAAAGAAUGGUUACAAGAACAAGAAAAAUAUAAAGAAGUAACAAAUGAAUUAGAAAUUGAAGAAAUAAGAGUAGGAAAAAAUCCUAUGCUAGAGAAACAAAAAAGAAUAUGGAAACAAUGGCUAAAAAAACAAAGAAUGUGGUUUAUAGAACAUAGUGAGGACAAAUGGUUUAAUGAUUUAUUAGCCGAAUAUGAAAAAGAAGAAUGUAAGGAAGGAACAACUAAAAUAAAUGCGAGAAAAGUUAAGGAUUUUCAUGAAAACAUGCAGGAGUUAGAACGAGAUGAAAACAAUGAAAUGAGGAAAUCUAGUAAAAAAAAAAAAAAAAAAAACAUUAAAAAAAAUACAAAAAAAAAAAAAAAUAAAAAUAAAAAAGGUAAAAAUAAAUGUGAUAAAAGGAGUAAAUAA